CGAACAAUCCCCACUCCACUCAAAAUUCUGUAACAAACUUAUCUGCAUCACCUUUUCAAAUUUCAAUUCUUCAACAAUCUUUCAAAACCUUAUCCAUGUUGUACCUUUUUCAAAAUUUCAAUUCCACAAAAAUCUCAUUCUCUCUCCAUUUUCAUCUUUAUUCAAUUUUAUUUUUUAUUUUUUUUUUCUUCUUUCUUUUCCUCCAAUUCACAAACAUGCCAAUAUGAAUCAUCAACCAACAAUAGCCCAAACACCACUCCCAUUGGGGGUCUCCAAUGUCAUUGCUUUCUUCCACCUUCCAAACCCAAAAAUCUUCCAACUCUUCCUCAUCAGCAGCGUCGCCACUUUCUCCCUAGGCACUGCCAUGAUCAUUGAGUGGUUCUACCACGGUCAGCAUCACCCGGGUUACCAUUGGAUCAUCUACUUUGCUCCGUCAAUGGUGGUGUUCCCCCUCCUCAUGUUCAUCAUUUGCCUAAUCUCCGCCAACCUUUUCAGGACUAAGGAUCAAGCUAAACCCACUUUGCCAGUUGUUAUUGACCAAUCAGAAUCAAACCAUUCAUUGACUCAACAGUCACUGCAUUGGGAAAUACGCGACGGGGAGGUGCAAGUUGAAGAGGUGGAGGCAUUGAUUGAUCAGGAAGCCAUGGUGCAAGUUGGAGCCGUUUGUGAUCAUACAUCUGAUUUGAUCAAUGUAGAUCGGGCAAGGACAGGUAAUGGUGAUGAUUUGACUUUGAGAAGAUCACUUUCUUUGUCAUUUUCUCGAGCUUUCCCGGAAAACUGCAGCAACUUGAAGCGCUCGUUGAGCAUUCGAUAAAGAUAUAUAGCUUUAUUGUUGCUUGUUAAAAUUUCAAGUCUUUCAUCUUCUUGUUGCAGUUAAUAAGUGUCUUGAGAAGUUUUUCUGAUAUUGAUGAUUUUUGUUACGAAAAUUCUAUAUGCACUUUGGUUAUGAUUUUGUAUUUUUUUUUUUAUUAUCUAAUGUAUUGUUAAUUAUGAUAUAUCGUGAUGU
This is a messenger RNA of Camellia sinensis, 1006 nucleotides long. RefSeq lists its product as uncharacterized. The record is from RefSeq and is a predicted model, not a curated record. NCBI's taxonomy places the organism in Eukaryota, Viridiplantae, Streptophyta, Magnoliopsida, Ericales, Theaceae.